This is a messenger RNA of Acyrthosiphon pisum (pea aphid), 3403 nucleotides long. RefSeq lists its product as uncharacterized. The coding region runs from base 1033 to 3294 and encodes 753 amino acids. The record is from RefSeq and is a predicted model, not a curated record. The transcript has 3 exons. NCBI's taxonomy places the organism in Eukaryota, Metazoa, Arthropoda, Insecta, Hemiptera, Aphididae. Gene Ontology annotation, molecular function: zinc ion binding.
UGCAAAUACACCUGCCCGGACGGAAACAAGUGCUCCAGUCACGAGCGGAUCAAAACCACCCUGAUCCAUGCACAUUAUUAUCAAUUCUUCGUUAUCACUAUAACACAUUUUUCGGUUGAUGCUCUUAUCAUUUUUGGACAUAUCAUAAAAUAAUUAAAAAAAUUAAAAAAAUCAAAAAAUACUUUUAUAUAAUUUUUAACGUUUUAUUUUGCAAUAUGGAUAAAAAUCAAAAGGGUGAAAACUGUUGCCAUAUAUGUAACAAAAAUUUUGCUAGAUCCACAACGUUACGCAGACAUAUCGACGAUAUACAUAAAAUACCUGGAACUUGUUCAGAGUAAGUUAUGAAUAAAAAACUAGGGAACUAUCUCGAACAUUGAGUAGAAUACUUACUGGUGGUGGUAUUUUGCAAAUAUGAACUCAAUUAACUAAAAAUUUGUGUUUUGCAUUUAUUGAUUUUUUAUGGUAUUUUUUGUUAUUUUAUGUGUAUUUGUAUUGUCAAAACAAAAUGUGGAAAAAUUUUGUCAAAAAUGUAACAACAAUUUCGCUAGAUCCACAACAUUCAACGUUACGCAGACAUUUUGACGGUAUACAUAACACCUGGAACUUGUUCAGAGUAAGUUAUUAAUAAAAAACUAGGGAACUAUCUCGAACAUUGAGUAGGAUACUUACUUGUGGUGGUAUUUUGCAAAUAUGAACUCAAUUAACUAAAAAUUUGUGUUUUGCAUUUAUUGAUUUUUUAUGGUAUUUUUUUGUUAUUUUAUGUGUAUUUGUAUUGUCAAAACAAAAUGUGGAAAAAUUUUGUCAAAAAUGUAACAACAAUUUCGCUAGAUCCACAACAUUCAACGUUACGCAGACAUUUUAACGGUAUACAUAACACCUGGAACUUGUUCAGAGUGCAAUAAAACAUUUCUGGACCUAAAGUCUCUUAACCAGCAUAUUCGAACUGAACACAAUCAAAGGGACAAUUCAUUGAAGGAGUGUUGCAAGCUAUGUGAUGUUAAAUUUAGCAAUAAAAGCAAUUUAAUCAAACAUAUGCGCCAAGUUCAUCCGGCUGAAAAUGAUUAUAAAAGCCUUGCGUCGUUGAAAUGUCCUUUAUGUGAGUCAACAUUUAAUGCUACAUCAAAGCUUCACGAGCACAUUGAAAUAGACCAUGAUGUACACUUGGAGGUUGUGUCUAAGGUCUUUGAAUCUGUUGACGAAUUUAAAAAAUGGAAAAGUGUCAUUGAAAAAGAAAAUCUUGCUUUUUUUACCAUUAAUCGAGUUAAUGGAAAUAGAUCAUACUAUGGAUGUCAUAGAUCAGGAUCAUCCCGGUUAACAGGCACGGGCAAAAGACUGAAAUGGUCACAUUCCAGUAAAAUUGGUUCAAGAUGUCCUGCUCGAAUAGUUGCAACUAAUAUUGAAGGCCGCAUUACAGUAGAUUAUUGCAAGACACAUGUGGGCCAUUCCAAGUCAAUUAAAUUUUUACAUUUGACUAAAGAGGAACGUGAUGAACUGGCUGGCAAAAUAAAAAUUGGAGUGACUUUUGAUCGAAUCCUAGAUGACAUCCGUGAAUCAGUAGUGUCGAAUGAGAAUAUUCACCGCCUGCAUAUUGUCGAUAAAAGAGAUUUAUAUAAUAUUGUUAGAGACUAUGAAUUGGAUAGGGAUGUAGUACAUAAGAAUGAUGCAUUCAGCACUGAGAUGUGGGUUCAAGAACAGAUGGCACUCGGAGAGGACUCACCUGUUUUAUAUUUUGAAAUGCAAGGAUGCGAAAAAAACGAUGAUCUCUUAAAAGAUGAUUUUAUGCUUGUAUUAAUGACAAAAUAUCAGCAAGAUGUAUUAUCAAAAUAUGCUAUUGACAAAGUUUGCAUAGACAGCACUCAUGGGACAACUGAACAUGACUUCCAGCUCACAACAAUGCUUACCAUUGAUGAAUUUGGAGCUGGAUGUCCAGUGGCUUUCUGUAUCAGCAACAGGAUUGAUUCUGUAGCUAUUUCUCAGUUUUUUAAAUCUGUAAAGGGAAAAAUGGGUCUUAUUCCUGCCAAAAUAUUGAUGUCUGAUGAUGCUCCAACAUAUAUCAACUCCUGGACAAAGAUAAUGUGCAAGCCUCAACACCAUUUAAUUUGCAACUGGCAUAUUGAUAGAAGCUGGAGAAACAACCUCAAUAAAAUACCAGACCCAAUGAAGCAGUCUGAAGUAUAUAAAGCUUGCCGCACACUCAUGGAAAUUUUGGAUGUUGAACAAUUUCAUGAGUCUUUAGAAAGUUUUCUGGCAAUGUGUAAAGAUGAUAUUGACACUCAUAAUUUUGGUGCUUACUUUGAAAAACACUAUGCUCAUCGACCUGAGCAGUGGGCAUUUUGCUAUCGAAGUGAUCUCGCCUUGAAUACUAAUAUGUUUUUAGAAGCCAUGCACAAAAAACUUAAAUAUUGCUACAUGCAUGGAAACCAGAACAGGCGAGUCGAUAAAUGUAUUAGCUUUCUAAUGCGCUUUUCUAGAGACAUGAUGUUUGAACGAAUCAUUCGCAUGGCAAAAAAUAAGCCUACAUUCCGAAUGGAGCAAAUUGCCCACAGUCAUCAUCGUAGCAACAAAAUUGAGGACAGCAAAAUAAAAAUAAUUGACCAGAAAACAUGGCUUGUACAGUCAUCUUCUGGGCCAACAUUAUAUUCUGUGUCGAUUAAUGACCAUAGAAGUUGUAUGGGCUGUCCUCUGUCAUGCCCUGAAUGUAAAAUAUGUAUUCAUUAUUACACAUGUACAUGCAUCGAUUUUAAAAUUAAGGGGAACUUUUGCAAACAUGUUCAUGCUUGUGUACGCAUAUCUGAUAAAAAACAAACCUGUUUAACUACGAAUGAAGAAGUAACAACCUCAGCCUUUGAAAGUCAUAAUAACAGUGUUGUAAUGGGAUCACAGGAACAACCAACUCAUCUAAGAGAUGCUGUGUCAGCUUCUAGUCAAUUAACAGCUUUACUUAAUGCUGCAUUAGGAAUUGCUAGUUCUGCUACAGAUGAAGGCAAACUUAAAGCCUGUAAAAAAAUAGAAGAAGCUAUUCAGAUUUUACAAUCAAAUAAAAAUGUGUCUGAAAACUCAAACUCAUCUGGGCCCCAUUUCUCAGAAUUACCUGACAUGGCAAGUCACAGAAAUAUAGAUCAACAACGUUUUAAUUCAACAAGAAAGAAACGAAAAUUAACCAGUGGUAGACUGUCAAAACCAACUGAAAAAGAAAAGGUGUCUAUUAUAGAAGCUAUUAAUAAUACAAAUAGAACUAGCCAAGUUGUAAAUACUGAAUAUGAUCAUAAAUAUUAUAAUCAUAAUAUAUUAUAAUAACUAAUUUAAUAUUAUCUUGUAAAUAUGACAGUUGUUUUUGUAACAUAACUAUAUAUUAUAAUAUAUAUAUUAAGUGAUAGAAUAGUAGCUUUUCAUUUAAAUUAUU